AUGUAUCAGGCCCAUCCUAAGGAGAUCUCAUGCCGCCAGCUCAUCAAUGACACCGCGGCGCCCCCCGUCGGCAAUGAAUCACUGGUUUGGCUUCCAAAUCAAUCUGAUGAGGACAUCUUGCGGGAUGUGAAGACUUUUCGGAGCGAGCCAUCGACUGAAUGCAAUUCCUCCGGAUGUUUUGGCUCAUGGCAACUCACAAUCCCACAUUUCGAUCGUUCUAGUACGCAAACAGAACAAAUCAAACAUUUCAAGAAGAGCUUCAGCAAAUCAAAAUUGGAUAAAAAGAUCGUACUUGUCCACCGAGCGUUAAAAAAUCUUGUGGAAGCGUUCGACUUGCGCUGGGAAGAUCGAAUCUGGUGGUCCCAAGUCAUCGCCUCCAAAAUGGAUGGAUAUCGGGGACUCGAAAUGACUCAAACCACAAUGCUCUAUGGCUUUUACACUCUGCUUCUGCAGCAUUACGAAAAUCAGCAUUUCUGCGCGCAAAUUGGGGCCAUGGUGCAGAGCAUUAUGACAAAGUUAAGGAAACGACCGAGUACAGCCCAAUGGAAGCAAGAAUGGGCGCAAGAGCUUCUUCACCCCGAGAAAGGUCUCAGUGAGAAUUUUCUCAAUUGGAAUGGGCUAUCAAAGCUGAUACGCGAUGAACCGAGGUUGAAGGACAUAGUACGGAGAAUAAGUGAUGAGGAUCAAGAAUUUAUUAAAAUCGCAGAUGACCUGGUCAGAAUCAGCAAUGCGCUCUUCUGGGUUAAACCACCAAAUAACGUAUCUGCUCAGACCAGAGUAGCCGCGAUAGCUCUACUCAAUCAUCUGCUGAUGGCGGGAAACAAGGAUAGUAAAAGUAAAGCCGCCCAAUUCUUAUCUAAACUCGUCCAGGAACCCAACAAGACCUCCUACACCCAGGAACCCAACGAGACCUCCCACACCCAGGAACCCAACGAGACCUCCUACAGAUUAUUCAAUUAUGAAAGAAAGCUAGUAGAAAAGGUGCUGAAGGAUUUCUACGACAAAGAUAUCGCGGCGGAUGAGGAAAGAAAGGGACACGUUGCUGGUGUGUCCUGGUGA
Molecule: messenger RNA, 1059 nt
Organism: Puccinia triticina
Lineage: Eukaryota; Fungi; Basidiomycota; Pucciniomycetes; Pucciniales; Pucciniaceae
Exons: 7
Coding region: 1-1059 (352 amino acids)
Source: RefSeq, a predicted model, not a curated record